AACGUUAUCAUCCUCGCCCCAGCCUGCAGCUGCAGAGAGCGAGUCUCGCGGAGUAGCAGGGGAAAGGCUAAAAUCAAAUUACACAAGCAAAUAUAACCGUGGCUGUGUGCUUUUUUUUAAAGUAUUGUGUUGGUGGGGAAACCUAUUACUUCUGUUUGGCUUCGGUCACUGGCGUCCUCCCACAACACCGCUGCUGGGCUUUUUGCGAUCAAUUUCAGAUCUCGCACUACUGCCUGCGGGUGUUUAUUUCUCGCUAUAUACAUACUAUUGUUAUUAUUAGUUUUAUAGAGCAUCAUGGAUUUUUAAUGCAAUUCUAUAUUGCACAGAUCAGUCGGGAACAGUACAAACACCCGAGGUUGUAUUUUAGACGGUGACCAAAAAGCAUCAGAAGUGUGUGAGCCUGAGCGACGAAGAUAAAGAGUGAGAGAAUACAAUCACGAGCCUUGCAGGCCAGCGUAGAGGGCAUUUCCAAGCUUGUGUGCGCGCAGUGUCUUAAUUACAAGUCCCUUCGUUAUUCCUGGGCAAUUCGUAGCGUUUGAAAGUGCAUCGCACGCAAGAGUAAUUAGUGACUGGGUGAGCGAGUAGAUAUAGUUAGUGAAUUAAUGAGUCAGUGAGUUGGGUUGUGAGAUUGCGAGUGAGUGAGUUAGUGAGCCAGUCAAUUACUUUGUGAGUUGCAUGUAUUUUGAACUUCUUUCGCACCGUACGUGGCCAACCGUGCUAAUUGGAGGUGAGUCAGUGAGUGAGCGAGUCCAUGAGGACAGCUGCUUUUUGUGCCUGUAAGCCCCUCAUAAAUUAAUAUCCCACCCAUGGGGACCUUCUCACUUCUGUGCUGCUUCAACUGCGAGGACAGGAAUGACCUACGCAAGAAAGAGCCGCUCAUCAGCAUAUGGCCACGACUAUCAAUACAAUCAACACACCGUUACCACCACCACGACCACACACUACGACCACAACCACCACCAUGACCAUCGACAACCACACAAUCACCCAAUCGAACUACCACAACCACAACCACAUACACAACCGUCAACGACCGACCACGGGCUCACCACAACCACCAACCAACACCGCCACCGACGCAGGGAGGUGUUGCCACUCUACUAUGGCAUGGAGUCGCAGCGACAGCGCGAGGACCUGGCAAACCUCUGGCACGAGCCCCACGACCGGUCCCACACGGCCACUGACGAGGACCGAGAGCUUUUCAACAAACUCCAGCGCCUGGAGCACACUCGUCGGGGCUCCGAGGGCUGGCGGAAGCUGAGUGUGGACAUCGGCAUGCUGCGCCAGGUGCGGCGUGACGUCAAAGACCGUUGGAGGAUGAUACUCUCCUAUCUUGGAUUCGAGAAGGAGGCAGACACCCUCCUGUCCGUCACAGGCUCCAGCUCACUCAACAACAUGAAGAAUGUCACCAGAGCCAAGGAGAUUCUGCAGCUUCUGGCCGAGGACACCAGCAUCUUCAAGGAUAUCUCGGGCCCUCCUGAGAGAUAUAUAUUCGUUCUGGACCGCCUGAUUACUCUUGACAUUGGAGAAGCAUUUCUGGCGAGGGCAAAGCACCUGUACCCAAAAGACGACGACGAUGAGGACGAGGAUGAUGACGACCAAGAUGAUGACGAAGAGAAGGAGCGAGAGGAGAUUGGGAAAAAGGAGCAGGAAUCUGGAGGCAUGAACCCCCCAUUCGCCAGGUCUCGUCGACCCAGCCUCAUCUUCAUCAGCCGCACCGCCCCGGACGUUGCCAUCGACGAGCUGGGUACUCAGAGCAGCAGCGAGGAGCCUCCCGCAGGAACCAACAGCGGUGCCGAGUGAUCACAGAUAUACAUAGAGAGAGAAUAACGCGUGUGCAGGUGUGCAGAGUGAGCUACGGAGAGUCAACCUGCAUGCCGGUGAACAUUGAGUUAUGUAUAUAUCACCUGCAUGCAAGUGUCGAGUGUACCGUUUGGAAGCCACCUUCAUACAGGUGUAUGAAUAAAAAUAUUAAAUUCAUCUGCAUGCAGGUGCCCCGAUUGAACAAUUAUACAAUCUGCCUGCGUGCAGGCGUCAAAUGAAGAAUAUGGAAUAAUCUGCUUGCCAAUGUUCCCAGUAAACAAUUUGAAAUCUACCUGGAUGCAGAUAUCAAGUGAUGGAUAUGCGGCCAUGCACUUCACCUGCAUGCAGGUGCUCUGAGUGAAUGUUUGCAAAUUCACCUGUCUACAGGUGUGCGGAAUGAAUGCAGAUUUGGGGGAACGCGUAGAGCACAAACAAAAUCAAUGUCAAUCUUCUCAACUGUGUUAAAUGCAGCAUUUAUCAAAUAGCGAGGGGUCCGUUUAAAAUUAACUUUCCCCUGCCAUGCAGGGGUCACACGUGCGCAACAUUAAAUGUCUGUCAACAUGUUACUGCAUGCGUGCAACCUGAGCAAUUACGUCUGGCAAAUUUUGAUGCGUUCCCGCUUUAGCCACUAAUUAAUAAUUUUGUUAUUUCUAUAUUCUUGGUUCUUUUGGGAAAGUCACGUAGAAGGGAAACAAUAAAAUAAUAAAAAUAUAAAACAAAAUUUCUUGCUGUGCUUUUCACACCUGAUGAUGAUUG
Petromyzon marinus (sea lamprey) is the source of this 2559-nucleotide messenger RNA. RefSeq names its product melanoregulin-like. NCBI's taxonomy places the organism in Eukaryota, Metazoa, Chordata, Hyperoartia, Petromyzontiformes, Petromyzontidae. Gene Ontology annotation, biological process: melanosome transport. Gene Ontology annotation, cellular component: melanosome. The record is from RefSeq and is a predicted model, not a curated record.